Messenger RNA from Papilio machaon (common yellow swallowtail), 1588 nucleotides. Its product is annotated as proton-coupled amino acid transporter-like protein pathetic. NCBI's taxonomy places the organism in Eukaryota, Metazoa, Arthropoda, Insecta, Lepidoptera, Papilionidae. Gene Ontology annotation, biological process: amino acid transmembrane transport. Bases 223 to 1587 code for a protein of 454 amino acids. The transcript has 10 exons. The record is from RefSeq and is a predicted model, not a curated record. Gene Ontology annotation, molecular function: amino acid transmembrane transporter activity. Gene Ontology annotation, cellular component: vacuolar membrane.
GUAUCCGUGUGUGUCUUGAUGAUUGCUAGUCAAUGGUUACUUGUGGCGUGACAGCGGCGCAGAGAACACGGCUGAUAACAGAUGCCUUCCACUGAUAACAUACAGCGAAACGCCCUCGCAAUUAAUUACAUCAUUCGGUAACAAAGGUGGCAAUGCUGAUCACGACGGUGCAGUUACUCACUUAGUAUCAAUUAAAAACUGGGCUAAAUAAAACAAAACAAUAUGAUGAAGGAUCCGAAGAUCCCUCCGAUACGAACCGUGCAGGAUGCAUACAGCUCAAAGAUCGAACUGGCAUACAAUGGAUCGCGAGAAGACCUGGAUCCAUAUGUUCCAGCUGAGCACAGACCUACGGAAUCUAAUACAUCGAGCUUCGGUGCGCUGGCUCAUCUACUGAAGGCGUCCCUCGGCUCCGGUGUGCUGGCCAUGCCGCUUGCCUUUAAGAACGCGGGCCUGCUCGUUGGAGUCAUUGGUACACUUAUCAUUGGCUUCAUAUGCGGACAUGUCAUACACGUGCUCGUGAAAACGUCGCAACAGCUGUGUGUUGAAGUAAAGAAACCAUCGCUCGGAUAUGCCGACACUUGUGACCUGGUGUUCCAAAAUGGACCUAAACCUGUCAGAAAGUUCGCACCUUUUGCGAGGGAGCUCGCAGAUUGGGCGCUAGCAGUCACACAUCUAGGGGCGUGCUGUGUUUACACCGUAGUCAUUGCUGAAUCCUUCAAACAGGUGUCAGACGUGUAUGGAGGCCCUAACUGGUCGGUGACCGUAUACUGCGGGUUGACUCUGGUCGUGCUUAUACCUUUAACACAAAUUAGUACGCUUAAGUACUUAGUACCAUUCUCUGCCUUUGCGAACUUCGUUUGGUUAGGCUCUAUUUGCAUAUCAAUUUAUUACUGCCUGAGGGACCCGCCGAAGAUCAGCGAGAGAAAUUUAGCUACUUCAAUUACCGGAAUACCGAACUUUAUUAGUACGAGUCUGUUCGCAAUGGAGGGCAUCGGAGUGGUAAUGCCCGUUGAGAACGAGAUGUCGAAGCCGCACCACUUCCUUGGCUGCCCGGGCGUGCUUAACAUCGCCAUGUCAGCAGUGGCCGUGCUCUACGGUUUCGUUGGAUUCGCAGGAUACCUCAACUUCGGAGAGCAAGUACGAGGCAGUCUCACAUUGAAUCUGCCUCAAGACGAAAUAUUAGCUCAAACUGCUAAAAUCUUGGUGGCGUGUGUAAUGUUGUUAUCGUUCGCGCUGGUCUACUACGUACCAGUAGACGUGGUGUGGCGACGGAUACAAGACAGAAUACCGGCUCGAGGAUAUAGAUGGGGCAUGGCUGCUCUCAGGUUCAUUGGGACUGUACUCAUUGUUGGGGUUGCCAGUGCGAUACCCAAAUUGGAACUCUUUAUGGAGUUAGUGGGUGCGGUCUGCUUGUCAGUGAUGGGUUUGCUGCUACCCGCUAUCGUGGAGACAGUGUGGCUCUGGGGCCGGGAUCUGGGACCCUGCAACUGGAUCCUCUGGAAGAACUGCCUCAUAGGAAUCUUCUCUAUUAUCGCCAUGGUAUCUGGGGUCGCCUACUCCAUUAUAUCCAUGUUGGAACAUCUGUGAU